Messenger RNA from Anopheles nili, 1979 nucleotides. Its product is annotated as serine/threonine-protein phosphatase 2A 56 kDa regulatory subunit gamma isoform-like. The transcript has a single exon. Gene Ontology annotation, molecular function: protein phosphatase activator activity. Gene Ontology annotation, biological process: protein dephosphorylation; signal transduction. The record is from RefSeq and is a predicted model, not a curated record. Lineage: Eukaryota; Metazoa; Arthropoda; Insecta; Diptera; Culicidae. The coding region runs from base 1 to 1932 and encodes 643 amino acids. Gene Ontology annotation, cellular component: nucleus; cytosol; protein phosphatase type 2A complex.
AUGACACUGAACGAUGAGAAUGGGGCCAGCAGCAAUAGUGUUGUCACGGUGGCAGCAAGUGGAACGGGACUAUCGACGGGAACCGGAUCAGAUCGGACCGGAGCUGGAGUUGGGACUGGUGGCGCACCAACGGGGCACAGCGGAACCAGCACAGCCACGAAUGGGGGCAAUGGCGCAAACAACAACAGCAUCAAUAUCAGUGGCACCGCCGGCAACGGCAGUGGUGGCAGCGUAGCGCUGGCGACCGCAGCGAAUGGCAGCAUUGCGAUUGGCAAUACUAAUAAUAAUAAUGCAAUUAACAACAACAGCCUAAAUUCUAACAUCACCUCAGCGUCAGCGAUCGCGUCUCUAGGUAACAGCAACUCCAGCGGCAGCAACAACAAUAAUAGUAUUAGCGGCAGCAACGGGCAUAACAGCAAACAGUAUGGUCCUUCGCAACCACCACUGAGCAGCCUGGAAAAGCGGCCCAGCAGUGCCAGCGGCCGGUUGAUCAUCCCGAAGUACAACGAGAUCGAAACGCUGCCCCCGCUGAAGGAAGCCAACCCGGCCGACCGGGAGGAGCUGUUCAUCCAAAAGCUGCGCCAAUGUUGCGUGUUGUUUGACUUUUCCGAGCCACUCAAUGACCUCAAGUACAAGGAAAUUAAGCGGUGCGCACUGCAGGAGAUUGUCGAACACCUGAACAACCAGAGCAACGUGAUCACGGAAUCCAUCUACCCGGAGGCGUUCAACAUGGUUGCGAUCAACCUGUUCCGUACGCUGCCCCCGUCAUCCAACCCGAACGGGGCCGAGUUUGAUCCGGAAGAGGACGAACCGACGCUCGAGGUGUCGUGGCCCCAUCUGCAGUUCGUUUACGAGCUGUUUAUGCGGUUUCUAGAGUCACCCGACUUCCAGCCGAACGUGGCGAAGCGGUACAUUGAUCACAGCUUUAUUUUGAAUCUGCUCGAGCUCUUCGAUUCGGAGGAUCCGCGUGAGCGAGACUUCCUCAAGACGGUGCUGCAUCGCGUGUACGGGAAAUUUCUCGGACUGCGCGCUUUCAUCCGGAAGCAGAUCAACAACAUAUUCUACAAGUUCAUCUACGAAACGGAGCACCACAACGGGAUCGCGGAACUGCUCGAGAUCCUGGGUAGUAUUAUCAACGGGUUUGCCUUGCCGCUGAAAGAAGAACACAAGCAAUUCCUGUUGAAGGUGCUCCUGCCGCUACACAAGGUGAAGAGUCUGUCUGUGUACCAUCCCCAGCUGGCGUACGCCGUGGUGCAAUUUCUCGAGAAAGACGCCAGCCUAACGCAACCGGUCAUCAAGUGUUUGCUCAAGUUUUGGCCGAAAACGCACAGUCCCAAGGAGGUAAUGUUUUUGAACGAGCUCGAAGAAAUCCUGGACGUCAUCGAACCGGCCGAAUUUCAGAAGGUGAUGGAGCCGCUGUUUCGUCAGAUAGCCAAGUGCGUUUCGAGCCCACACUUUCAGGUGGCCGAGCGAGCGCUCUACUACUGGAACAAUGAAUACAUCAUGUCGCUGAUAACGGAGAACUCCAAAGUGAUCAUGCCGAUCAUGUUCCCGGCGCUCUACAGCAACAGCAAAUCGCACUGGAACAAAACGAUCCACGGACUGAUCUACAAUGCGAUCAAGCUGUUCAUGGAGAUGAACCAGCUGCUCUUUGACGAUUGCCACCAGAAGUAUCAGGCGGAGCAGGAAACGGAGCAAGAAAAGCUCGCCCAGCGAGAAACGCUCUGGCAGCAGAUGGAGGAUCUGGCAGCUCUAAACAGCAAGCUAACAUUGGACAACAGGGAGCCCGGAAACCGAAUAAACAGCAACUUCCACCAGCAACGCCAGCUUAACGGAACGGCAGAACUGGGAAGCAUCCGGACAUCCUCGUCCGCUGCAGCGUCAUCUUCUUCGUCGGUGUACGAUCGGCGAUCGAUACAGCACAGCUCUUAAGUAGAGCCGCUGCAAAGUCGGCUCGGCGGCGCGCAUACAUCCUCUAC